AUGACGUCGUCCACGAAGCCGCGCACGAUCUACCAAAAGAUCUUUGAUUCGCAUCUGAUCUCGGAGGAGGAAGAUGGUACUUGUCUCAUUUACAUUGACCGCCAUUUGGUCCACGAAGUGACCUCGCCGCAGGCGUUUGAGGGUCUGCGUAUGGCCGGUCGUCCGGUGCGUCGUCCGGACUGCACGCUGGCCACCGUGGACCACAACAUCCCGACGAUCAGCCGUAAGACGUACACGGACACCAAGUCGUUCGUGCAGGAGCCGGACUCGCGUCUGCAGUGUGUGACGCUGGAGCAGAACGUGAAGGAGUUUGGUCUUACGUUCUUUGGCCUGACGGAUGCGCGUCAGGGAAUCGUGCACGUUAUCGGCCCUGAACAGGGUUUCACCGUGCCCGGUGCGACGCUGGUAUGUGGUGACUCGCACACAAGUACGCAUGGUGCGUUUGGUGUGCUGGCGUUCGGUAUCGGUACGUCGGAAGUCGAGCAUGUGCUUGCCACACAGACGCUGCUGCAGAAGCGUAUGAAGAACAUUCUUAUUGACGUCAAUGGCGAGCUGCCGGAAGGUGUGACCAGCAAGGACAUCAUCCUGCAUGUCAUUGGUCUCAUUGGCACAGCGGGUGGCACUGGCGGUGUGCUUGAAUUCGCCGGCUCGACGAUCCGUGGCCUCUCGAUGGAGGCGCGUAUGAGUAUGUGCAACAUGGCCAUUGAGGCAGGUGCGCGUGCCGGUCUCAUUGCGCCUGACCAGAAGACCCUGGACUACUUGAAGGGCCGUCCUCUCGUGCCGCAGGGCGAGGAUUGGGAUCGCGCUGCGAAGUACUGGCUCUCGCUCGCCAGCGACGAGGGCGCGCAGUACGACAAGGUCGUGCGCAUCGAUGCGAAGGACAUUCCCCCCACUGUGACGUGGGGUACCAGCCCGCAGGACACAGUGCCGAUCACCGGUACCGUCCCGGACCCCAAGAACGCCCCGAGCGAGGAGCUGGCGAACGAGUGGGAGCAUGCACUGAAGUACAUGGGCCUGGAGCCCAAUGUGCCGGUAGAGCAAAUCAAAAUCGACAAGGUAUUCAUUGGCUCGUGCACCAACUCGCGUAUUGAGGACCUGCGUGCGGCGGCGCGUGUGCUGCAUGGCCGCAAGGUCGCGCCGCAUGUCCAGGCGAUGCUGGUGCCUGGCUCGGGUCUGGUGAAAAAGCAGGCGGAGGCGGAAGGUCUCGAUACUGUAUUCAAGGCGGCCGGCUUUGACUGGCGUGAGGCGGGCUGCUCGAUGUGCCUUGGUAUGAACCCGGAUCAGCUGUCGCCAGGCGAGCGCUGCGCCUCGACGUCAAACCGCAACUUUGAGGGUCGUCAGGGUGCUGGUGGUCGUACGCACCUCAUGAGCCCGGCGAUGGCCGCAGCCGCAGCGGUGACGGGCUACCUGACCGACGUGCGCAAGCUGAAUGCUGGCUCGCUUCCAGGCUUUGCCGCUUCGGAGGCUGGCUUUGAGAUUGCUAAGCAGGAUGCGCUGCAGUUUGUCGAGCAGGGUGCGGUGCGUGCGCCUGCCGAGUCCGCGCCGCCUGUGCACACAUCGCACGCGGAGACCUCCAAGGCCUCGGCGCAGGCGAAGCCUGCGGCGGGCGCGCAGGGUAUGGAGCCGUUCCGGGUGCUGAAGGGCAUUGCUGCGCCGAUGGAGCGCUCGAAUGUGAACACGGAUGUGAUCAUCCCGAAGCAGUUUCUCAAGACGAUCAAGCGUACGGGUCUGGGCUCGGCGUUGUUCUGGCCGCUGCGGUACGAUGUGCAAACAGGUGAGCCGAUUGCGGACUUUGUGCUCAACCAGAAGCCGUACGACCAUGCGAAGAUUCUUGUCGUGGCUGGCAGCAACUUUGGCUGUGGCUCGUCGCGUGAGCAUGCGCCAUGGUCGCUGCUCGACUUUGGCAUUCGCGCCGUCAUUGCGGAGAGCUUUGCGGAUAUCUUCCGCAACAAUAUGACGAAGAACGGCCAGCUGCCUGUGAUCCUCAAGCCGGAGGAAAUCCAGCGUGUGCUCCAGGACGCGCAGGCCGGCAAGGAAGUCACGGUGGAUCUCGAGCAGCAAAAGGUCAUUUGCGAGGACGGCACAGCGUUCAGCUUCGACGUCGCGCCGUUCACGCGUCACUGCCUGCUCAACGGCUUGGACGAUAUUGCGCUCACGCUGCAGAAAGAGGCGGAGAUUCGCGCCUUCGAAAAGGGCCGCGUCGAUACCCCGUGGCUCAACGGUGUGGUCUACGGCAAGGGCAUUUCCGCGGCGGAGGCUCGCAUGGCCAAGCCGACCACGGACUGGUAG
Messenger RNA from Malassezia pachydermatis, 2289 nucleotides. RefSeq names its product 3-isopropylmalate dehydratase. The record is from RefSeq and is a predicted model, not a curated record. Gene Ontology annotation, molecular function: 4 iron, 4 sulfur cluster binding; 3-isopropylmalate dehydratase activity. The transcript has a single exon. Bases 1 to 2289 code for a protein of 762 amino acids. Gene Ontology annotation, biological process: L-leucine biosynthetic process. Gene Ontology annotation, cellular component: 3-isopropylmalate dehydratase complex. NCBI's taxonomy places the organism in Eukaryota, Fungi, Basidiomycota, Malasseziomycetes, Malasseziales, Malasseziaceae.